ACACAUCGAUUCUGCAAAAUCAUUUUGGUUUACUAAGCCUUACUGUAAUACAUAUGUACAUGCGCUAUAGCUAUUCGAUAUAAAUCUUGUGAGGUUUCCAAGUGUUGAUUUCCUGGAUCUAUAAAUGAGUUUUCCUGUUUAAAACAAAAGACAACACUACAUUACAUGUAUACCUGUAUAUGUUACGGUAAAUAGUCACAUUUAAAGUUCAAAAACGUCACUUUUUAUUAGGAAAAUCAUUUAAGGGUGAGAUAUUUCUACCUCCUGAGUAGGCAUCUGUUCCGCUUUGACUUCACCCAUUCCUAGUUCACCAUUUUACCAUGUAGAAGCAGUGCUAAAUCAGCUGUUUUCCUUCAAAGUUCUGAUUACGAGACAAUUCUGAUAUACUUUAAAGCCAUUUUCAACAACAAAGUGGAGAUAACAAUGCGUGGCCUGUGGUUGUUAAUAGUUAGUGAGGUCAUUCUUCUCACGGCAAAGGAGUGCCUUGUCUGAAGAGCUUAGGGUAUGGAUGAUGUGAUAUCAUAUUUCUGGUUUCUCUAAAAUGGCGUAUCUCAUGGCCUUAUAAAAAUUUCAGAUCAAAGAUGAUUUAUUGAGUUACCAAGCACGUUAUAAGAAAGGUUGAGUGAUGAUUGCCUGCUGUAGCAGUUGAUGUGCAGAAGUCCACAGAGUUAGAAUGUCACGCAGGAGACUGGAAUCAGCCAUUCAAGCUGGGAAGGCAAUUGAUGAAGGAAAGUCCUGGCCGGACAAAUUUGAGAAAGUCCAAGAAAUUAAUCAGAUAAAAAUUUUAGAUGAGAAACAAGGUGUAUUUAGUCUUCAGUUUUCAUACGAUGGGGAAUUGCUGGCAAUAGGUUACGGAAAUGGAGCUGUGGAGCUAAGGAACCCUUUAACAGGUGAACUUGUCAAAGAGUUACGCAAGUCCAGAUAUGGAGGCUACCAAGUCAUGUGUAUACGUUUCAACCCAAAGAACCCAGAUUUGUUCUUCGCCACAACAUCUGAAGGAAUGGUAUACUCAUGCAACAUUAAAGAUGGAUCAUGUCAAGAAAUUAUCAAUGAGAAGGGAAAUGAAAUAAACUGUCUAGACUUCAGUCUGGAUGGUUUUGAUUUUGCCACUGCUGGGAAGGAUUUGGCCGUUAGACUGUAUGAUACAAAGACACUACAGAUGACAAAAACAUAUGAAGGAUACAAUGCAAAGACAGUGCCUGACGAGGUACAGUCUUCUGCCAAUGCCAUGAGGGUGUUUGCCUUGAAAUAUCACCCAAUGAAUGAUGAUAUCUUUGUCACAGGAGGCUGGGAAAACCACUUAAAGAUCUGGGACUCACGGUCAAAUGACGGAGUGAAGCGUGUGAUCUUUGGACCUCAUAUAUGCGGAGACAGUUUGGAUCUUAAAGGGUAUGAGAUCCUCACUGGUUCCUGGGUAGGUCACAAUGCUCUGCAGCUCUGGGGCUACACUGAAGGAAAGCUGCAGAAAAAUGUGCCAUUUCCAAGCAGUGCUACAGGAGAAUUCCUCUACUGUGCUCAGUUCUGUGAUAAUAAUGUGGUUUUAGCAGGAGGCAGUGGCACAAAUUCAGUGCAAGCUGUUAACACAGAGACAGGAGAGUGCUUAGGUGGUAUCGGGAUGGAGCAUCCAGUGAUAGCAUUAGACAGCACUAAAGGAGGGCGAUUGUUUGCACUGGCUGGCACUGACCGCGUCAUCAAAAUUGGAGCGAUAUGUUGAGCGGCUCUCUACACCUUACUUAAAACAGGAUUCUGGCUUAAGAUUUUGCCACUUUGUUGGUUUAUGACAUCAUUUCCAAGUGAUUCUAUUUUUCUAUGUCUGUAAAAAUAUUUGCGUUUAUCAUUUAGGAUAAAACAUCUUCUGACCUGUUGAUCUUUCUAAUUCUUGUGAAUUGACUCAUUUAAAAAAAAGGUGUGCUAUAAUAAUGAUGUUUCCUGGCAUUUGAUAUUCCGUCCAUUCCCUGAAAUGCAUUGUAUCCCUUUGUCUAACACUCAAACUUGAAUCGUUUUUAUUAUCCUUUGUUUUUGCAUUUACAUGUGUUUGUUUUUUCUUUUGGCCUUGAUACAGUUGCACCUGUAUAUUUAGGUGUCAUUUAUAACCCUGCUCAAAUCACACGUAAACAGUCCAGAUUUAUCAGGAAAGAUAUACAGCAUAAAAAUCAUUGUAAGUAUCUAAGCAUCCAAUGUUAAAGGAGAAGAAAACUUAAAACAAUGACACUAUAGGCUGAAAAGAGCACAUUUUUUUCUAUCUGGUGGUGCCUGCUGGAUAAUUUUGCGAUUUUUCCUCGCCAUACACACAAAGUCUGAAAACAGCAAAGCUGGCAUAAAUCGCUGAGUUCAUGGCAUCCUCCAUCUUUAACACCCUGUAAAAUUUAUGCUGGGGGUGUGUUGCCUCUCAGCCAAUGAGAGUCAUUAAAGCUGCAGGCUUGUUUGUGUGAACUCGGAACCUACGUUCAACAUUCAUGUUUCCCGAUUGUCAAGCGGAAAGCGAACUGUACUGUUUGCUUUCCUUCUGGGAAGGAGAGUUCUACGGGAAAUGUACGACCUGCACUUCGACGGUUUUUGACAGCAAUCCUCUGCCUAACACAGAAGACUUCAGGACUAGUUCUCAAGCAAAAUGGAGUCGCCCACAGCGAAUUUUGGUGUGGACUUUAUUUAUAAUUUAUUAACUUGAGGUACAUGUUAGAUUUUUUUUAUGGUACAUACCUGCGAGGAAAUGCAUACUCUUUUCAGUGGUAUUUCUUUGAUAUUUAAAUUUUCUUCUCCUUUAAGACAUUCCCAAAUACAUUGUGGUGAAACUGCACAUAAGCAUGUACAUGUAUAUAUGAUAUAUUUCAUCAUUUUAUGCAGAUCUAUUUUGUAACAUAAUAAUAAAAUAUUACACUGUGUUAUGAUACAGUUUCUUAACAUGUACCCAUUAAAGUCUUUUCAGUAUUUUGGUGAAAUUAUUCUUGUGAUUGAUGACAUGGUCUUUUUUUUUUUUACAGCUUAUAUCAGUAUUAUCUUCUGCAAUUGCCUUUUAUAUGUUCUUUCACAUGCAUUUUCCUUGGUAUAGUGUAAAAGUACUCAGCGUAUACAGGCUUUUGCAAAGCACUGUGGUUUUAUU
Molecule: messenger RNA, 3100 nt
Organism: Liolophura sinensis
Lineage: Eukaryota; Metazoa; Mollusca; Polyplacophora; Chitonida; Chitonidae
Exons: 9
Coding region: 674-1714 (346 amino acids)
Molecular function (GO): protein binding
Source: RefSeq, a predicted model, not a curated record